AUGACUUCAACCACUUCAUUGUACCCAAUCGACGAUACAAAUGUUGUGGAAGUUUCGGAUCAGUCUCAGCAUUCCGCUUUCGGUGAAGUUAGCUCGGAAGAGUGUACCGAGGCUUCCAUUUCAAGAAGAUGCAAUAAAGUGUAUAGAUAUACCUCACCAUCAUGGAGUCCUUUAUCUAAGCAAUCAAGUUCUAUUUUUAUUGAAAAUAACACACCUAAUAUUGCUACCACAUUGUAUGGAGUUUCUUUAAACUGUGUUUCCCAAUCCGCAUCAAACACUAAUAUGACCAAUAAGAUAAGUACUUUAUCUGGCAAUUCUAGCAACAUAUGUGAUAAUGUUAUGUCCACUGGUACACUUGUUGGCAUAAAUCUUCUUAAAGAAAAUGAAGUGACAAUCAAGGGGAAGGAGGCAGAUGAAGAGGAUAAGAGCGGCAAUGAUCACGAGGCACAUUCUAGCACUCUUCGAGAUCGUUCCACACUCUCGGAAGCACAUGUAACUGAAAAUUCCACAAAUUAUAACUCCACUAACAACAAUGAUGAUUAUGUUAUAUUACUUACUGGGUCUGAAUCAAAAUUCUCUACAAAUGAUGCUAGGAAUAAUGGGUCAAAGAAAGCUAAACAACAAGUCCCCGACAUCAACCAACUUACUGUCACAAACAAAAUUAAUGCACCUGAGACUACAGAAAUCUCAGAUUCUACGUCGGCUGAAUUCUUACUCGUGCCGAUUGGUCUUAACCAAAUGAACAAACUACCAAUAGAUCAGCUAGCUCUGAUGGGUAACUAUGGCAAUAAUUCUGAUAAACUCGCAGGUUCGGUACUACACUCAAAUUGGCCUAUGAAGCAGCACUAUUGUCCUCGCCACGGUCAUUUAACUUUGCCACAAACCCAACCAAUAAGUUCAAUCCUAAGCUCAACUGACGGGCAAGCAAGAAAUUUGCCCGCUGAACUAAAGAUAAAAGAACCUCAUAAGUCAUUCACGUGUUUGCAUUUAGUCAACUCAAUUAAUUCUGGGGAGAACGAAGCUCUAGCUCCAUGCAGUGGUUACUUUUUAUUGACGGUAGCUGCCUCUGAAUUUGAAAAAUGUAAUGCUAAGCAGUACGAUCGUCCAGGGUCCAACAUGGUAUAUUCUACUGAGAAAAUAAUUUCUUCUUCUCCUGAAGCUGCAACUAGACUCAUUUGUCAGGUGAAUAAGAGUGGCGAGCAGCCAUGUGAAUGCGCUUAUAUUGAGGAGCAAGUAGAGGAUACCCAGUUAGAUGCCGUUUUGAAUGAAGCAUCAAAAGAAUCAGGAAAGCCUGAAAUCGACAAAACGUUACAAUCA
This is a messenger RNA of Protopolystoma xenopodis, 1317 nucleotides long. NCBI's taxonomy places the organism in Eukaryota, Metazoa, Platyhelminthes, Monogenea, Polystomatidea, Polystomatidae. The record is from the annotation of a GenBank genome assembly.